This is a messenger RNA of Mesorhabditis spiculigera, 987 nucleotides long. The record is from the annotation of a GenBank genome assembly. NCBI's taxonomy places the organism in Eukaryota, Metazoa, Nematoda, Chromadorea, Rhabditida, Rhabditidae.
AUGAGUGCUCCCCGCCAUGCGAUCAAUCAUUUUCUACGACACAGCUGUCGUAUCGUCACACCGCCAUCACACCUCGCAUCACUAGACAAAAAUGAAGAACAAACAUAUCCAGGGGCACUAACAAUCAAUGCCUCGGGCUUUGCCCAAUUCAUCCGCUAUGUACCGCUGAGCAUUGACUGCGAUCCGCUUGCUCCGUUGCACAAACUCGACAAGGAACUAUCGACUAUACCGGAAGAUGAAGAGCCAACCCCGGUUGUUGUUAGCCCGAAGAAGGAAAUUCCACCAGAAUACCAACAUAUCCUCGAAACAACCGAAUUUGAGACUGAACAUGUUGCAAAGAAGGGCCCGAAGAUUAUGGUGGACCAAAGCACAAGCACAUCUCUCGAUAGUGACAGCUAUUAUUCGUUAAUCCCUGUCAGCAAGCAGUCCAGCCAUGUCCAUCAUUUAGACUAUAUGAUAGGUUAUCAAAACCUGCGUGAAGGAAACUCUGCCGAAGCAUUCCGUUGCUUCCUAUCAUCUGCAAAAGGAGGAUGUCUCGAUGGAAUGGUGGCCCUCGCCGAAUUGUUCCAUCACGGCAUUGGGUGCACAAAGAAUGACCAAAAGGCUUUCCAUUGGUACGAAACGGCCGCCAAAGGAGGAGAUCUGUCCGGCCAGUAUCAUAGGGCUACUAUGGUACUCUCUGGCAAAGGAACCGAAAAAGACACCCCAUACGGACUCGAACUCAUGCAAAACUGCGCCGACCGCGGGCAUUCUGAUGCAGCGCUAUACAUGGUCAUUAAACUACUGAAAGACCAGGAUAUGCACUCAAGUGAGAGCUUCGCGCCGGAAGUCAUCCGCCACGCUCGAACUGCCCUGAAAGACCCGGGUUGCGAGAAGAAAAUGCGCAAAUUUGCGACCUGCAAGUACAUCCCGCUGAUCCCGAGGGCCGUUUUACAUGAAAUACUCAAGCCCAGUCCCCCAAAUUCGUCAACCGUCUCCACACAAAAU